This is a messenger RNA of Dovyalis caffra, 339 nucleotides long. The record is from the annotation of a GenBank genome assembly. Lineage: Eukaryota; Viridiplantae; Streptophyta; Magnoliopsida; Malpighiales; Salicaceae.
AUGAAACUGACGAGUACAUUAAAUAUGAAAGAGGAAUUGCGGAGAUUGAGGGAUUACCUGAGAACGAACUGUAAGAUAUGUAGGUUGCAGAUGAGAGCUGGGCUGUGGCGGCGAGUUUUAGAAGUUCAAAUCUUCGUUGUUCGUACUAAUGUGUUGGAGUAUCAUCCAGAAUCAAUUACAAAUUCAAUUCAGAAGCAAAUUGUUGGUGCUCUUCAAAGGGGCGAGAGAAGCAGAGCAUCUACACUGCUUUUAGAACUUGGCCAAGAAAAACAUGUGCUCUGUAAUCCACUUGUGUAUAAUGCUAUUAAACACACUCAGCAGAAGCAUUUUAUUGCGUAA